Messenger RNA from Ziziphus jujuba (common jujube), 1471 nucleotides. RefSeq names its product geranylgeranyl transferase type-1 subunit beta. NCBI's taxonomy places the organism in Eukaryota, Viridiplantae, Streptophyta, Magnoliopsida, Rosales, Rhamnaceae. Gene Ontology annotation, molecular function: CAAX-protein geranylgeranyltransferase activity. The transcript is spliced from 11 exons. Gene Ontology annotation, biological process: protein geranylgeranylation. The coding region runs from base 231 to 1310 and encodes 359 amino acids. Gene Ontology annotation, cellular component: CAAX-protein geranylgeranyltransferase complex. The record is from RefSeq and is a predicted model, not a curated record.
CCUUAGAAGCUCAGCAAGCAUAAUUCCAUUGGAAGACCGAAGCAAAAGAGCGUUUGGAACGUAGCAAUCAAGGAAAAUGCAAAACAUAGCUAGCAGUGCAUAAUUCUAUUGGUUUUGGUUUUCCAGUUUCCAACUAUUUUGAGGCAAAUCCAAAAGAAGCCCCCAAGAGCUUCGAAACACCAUAAAACCCAGAAUCCUAUUUUGUACCCUGAGAUUCUCACAUCUUGGCCAUGGAUUCCGACUGGGACCCAUUCGAUUCUCCGUCUUCAUCCGACAACUUCUUCGACAGGGAUCGCCACGUGUUGUUUCUGGAGACGUUGUACCAUCUCUUACCGACUGAUUACCAGAACCAAGAGAUCAACCGCCUCACUCUCGCCCACUUUGUCAUCUCCGGUCUCCAUCUCCUCGGAGCUCUUGAUCGCGUUGACAAGGAUGCUGUUGCCAAUUGGGUUUUGUUCUUUCAAGCUCUCCCAAGAAAUGAAUAUGAGCUAGAAGACGGAGAAUUUUACGGAUUCCAUGGUUCUGCAAGUUCAAAAUUUCCUCCUGAUAAUAAUGGGGUUUUGGUUCACAAUGGCAGUCACUUGGCAAGCACUUAUUGUGCUCUAGCCAUACUAAAGAUAGUUGGCUAUAACUUUGCUAACAUUGAUUCUGAACCAAUAUUGAGAUCGAUGAGAAACCUCCAAAAGCCUGAUGGGAGCUUUAUGCCUAUUCACACAGGGGCAGAGACAGAUCUUCGGUUCAUUUAUUGUGCUGCCGCUAUCUGUUCUAUGUUGGAAAACUGGAGUGGUAUGGACAGGGAGAAAGCCAAGGAUUACAUAUUGAAUUGUCAGUCAUAUGAUGGUGGCUUUGGGUUGAUCCCUGGUUUGGAAUCGCACGGUGGGGCAACUUAUUGUGCUGUCGCAUCUCUUCGGUUAAUGGGCUUCAUUGAAGAUGACCUUCUCUCUAAGAAUGGUUCAUCUUCCAUUGUAAAUGCACCAUUGCUUCUGGAUUGGAUCUUGAAGAGGCAAGCGAGUGAUGGUGGAUUUCAAGGUAGACCCAACAAGUCUAGUGACCCGUGUUAUGCAUUCUGGAUCGGAGGAACAUUGAAGAUUUUAGGGGGUUACAAAUUCAUUGACGUGAUAUCUCUACGUGGAUUUUUGCUAGCUUGUCAGUCUAAGUAUGGUGGUUUCAGCAAGUUCCCUGGAGAUUUGCCUGAUCUGUAUCACUCCUAUUAUGGAUUUACAGCAUUCAGUCUAUUGGAAGAACCUGGCCUGAACCCACUUUGUGUUGAACUGGGAAUAUCUGAUAUUGCUGCCAUGGAUAUCAUGUGAUUGUUCUUAUCCUCGUCGUAGCAUUUUUUUUCCCCCAAAAAUACAAUGUCCAAUUGGACAGGUUGUGUCUUACCCUAAGAGUUAUGAUAAUGUACGUCUUGACUAAGUGUUGACCAUAAAUAUAAUUUUAUUUCGUAAUGUCAAAAUUGUUUCUGCAAGCA